AAAACGACAAAGAAAGCAUGAAACCACACAGAAAUGCCUCUUUCAAUAUUCUGUAGACGGCUCUGCAAACUUGGAAAGAGAGCCAGCCACGGGAAUUCUUUAUUCUUAUAUGGGGAACGCACAAGAGAAGGUUCCAUGGAACAUUCUAUCCCCAAAAGGGCAAAGGGUAGGGUUACAAAGGAACAGGUGAGUGUGGCUCACCCCCACGGGUGUCAUACUCCUGGAGCCUCGCCUUGCUAUGGACCUGGGACAACGCCCAAGUCAUAAAAUGUGGUGGUUGGUCAGAGCCUCCUGCUUCAGGACUGGAAGGCGUGGUCAUUCAGAGUGGUUCCCUGCCACAUCUUUCCAGCGACAAGGCUAACUUGAGCAAGCCCAGUGACGUGAAUCAUCAAGCUUUUAAAACCAACUUGAGCCAUCAACACAAACCUUCACUCAAGUGUGACUUCACUAGACCCUGAUGCUCCUAAAGCUGAAUUUUGAGGAUCUUCAAAUCCGACCAUCCCCAGACAAUGUGGACAAACCUGGGCAGACAUUCCACUGUAUGAUGACAGGACACAAGUGUGGACGUAGGACUUGCCAAAGGCUGUCCAGCACACUCCUGCCAGGCUUCUAACUGGAUGGGAAGCUGGGUCCUUGCGACUGCCCAGGGCUCCUCCGGGCACAGAAGGCCCCUCUCCUCUUCUAGUUAGGAGGUCUUUCCAGAGUCAGUGGAUACCUGACCCCCAGUGUAUCCCUUAUCCCCUCCAGGAAGGGAAGUGGAUGAAUUGGGCAGGUGCCCUGCCGGUGGCCUUAGGAAUCCAAGAGAGAAGCAGAUGGCCCACUGGCUACAGGGGACAGCAUCUGAAGGGACUUCACACCUCCCAGUAGCCCCGCCCCUGGUGGCCUCGAGACAAGGGUUCCCUGAAAGGAGAAGCGUGUGCAGAGCCUCUCUGGACAGCAUGGAGGCCUAGCUGAGGAAGAGCCUGCUGAGGCUGGAGGGAGGGAACCCGGAAUCAGAGCCCGUGGUAUGAAGGGCAGUGAGUGCCUGGCAGUGGAGGGUGGGGGCUGCUGCUCAGGUCAGUGGGUUUUGGGGGAAAAAAGUCCCAGGGCCUGAACUGAACCCUGCCUGUCUCUAUCUACCUCUACCUCUCCUCCUCGGCUGGGCGCAGCUGUCGCCUCUACACAGGAGAGAGCCCGGCGGGAACCGCAGAGUCCAGGUGUUGCCCUAGCAACGAGGCGGGAUGGGGGAGGGCGGCUAAAUUCUGUCUCCAUAGAGAUUGCUGGCUGAAUACCAAUGUUGGAACACCCGACACGGACAACCAAGGACCAGAGGGAACCCACGAGUACAGGUUGGCAAUGCUGCUCCGAUUCUGCCUCCCCAGACUUCGUGACCUUAGGAGGCAUUCUAUCCAUGGACCUGGGGCCUAGAUUUUUCUGGUUUGGGGAAAGGAAGAAACUGGACUGUGGGGGCGAACACUGCCCUCCUGAGCCCCUGUGCCCCAGGUCCUAACUCAUGGCGCCCAAGAAGAAGCGCGUGAUGAACUUAGGGCGCCGACUGGGUGAAGGUGCAGAGCCACAGCCGUCGGAACGCGCGCAAUACCUACAGCGCGAGUACACGUUGCUCUCCGAGCAGCUGGACGCCUGCGAGGGGCGCGUGGACCAGGUGCUACAGGAAAACAUCUUCCUGGACCGCGAGGCAGGGCGCUUGCGCGAGGAGAAUCGGUUUUACGCCAGUUUUGUAAACACACGCGCGCAGCGCUGUGCCAACGCUGUCCUGCGGCUAGACGAGCAGAACCGCGUGGAUCUGGGGCAGAUCCAUUGGGAGCGGUCAGAACUAGCGUCUCUGUACCAGGGGCGCGAGGAUGGGGUGCGUGCGCAGCUGCUGGAGAUGCAGGCGCGUGCAGCGCAGAUGGCGCAGCAGGUGCAGGAGCUGCAGCCUUACAAGGAGCUGCAGUUGGAGCAGCUGGCAAGGAUCCGGACGCUGGAGCGCGAGCUGCUGCACAUGCGCGUGGAGCACACGCAGCUGCUCCACCGCGUGAAGCGGCGCUUUCUGGAGGAAAAGGCAGCCUGCGAGCGUGAGGCUCGCCAGCGCGUGCAGUCUCUGGCCAGGCGCGCGGAGCGGGAGGCGACGCGCGCGCUCAUCACACAUACGCAGGCCAUCAAAGCAGACAAUGGGCGCCUGAGGCAGGAGCUGUUGCGGCUUCUCGGCAGGGCCCAGCUGCUGCACAAUAUGCGGCACCAGCUGCUUCAGCAGCGUGAGCAGCUGCGUCGUGAGCACGAGGAUACGCGGGACCUGGCGCGCGUGCACGGCUGGCUGCGCAGGGGCCCCGACGGCCCGCCGCUCUGGCAGCCCCCGGUCUCUUCCCAAACCACCUCGCGCCCAGAAUCAAAUGCCGUCACCGCGAGGGGCCGGUCGCGCGGAGCCUCCCGGGCCUCUGAGGUCCGAUCGCGCGCUGCCUCCCCAGCCACAUCGGCGGACUCGUCACGCGUAGCCUCCCAGCCCCCGUCCAGGUCCUGUGCGCUUUCUCGCGUAUCAUCGUUGGUCCCUUCGCUGGCCACUUCGAAGGCAGGGUUAGAGGCCUUUUCCCUAACAGUGACGCGCCAGGACUCCCGGGUUCCGUCCUUGACCCCGUCGCGCCCGGGCUCCCGGGUCUCGUCCUUGAUCCCGUCGCGUCCCAGUUCCCGGGUCGCAUCUCUGACCCUGUCGUCAGCGAGCUCCAGGACCUUGCCACUGGCGAGGUCACAUGAGGGGUCUCGGAUCUCUACGCACUCCUCCUUGCCUGCGGCCUCACAGGACUCUCUCCCCUCAGCAAAGUUCAACCCCGAGCUUCCCUCCAGUCGGUUCGGGGACCCCCCUCCUCCCACCUCACAGUCGGAGAAUGUGGACGCCGACGCGGCAUCCGCAGACGCCGGGCGAGACUGAACCCACCGGGGAAAGGACGCGCCCUUGCUGCGGGCAGGUAUUAAUAAACGUGUGACCACACCCCCGCA
Messenger RNA from Ictidomys tridecemlineatus (thirteen-lined ground squirrel), 2970 nucleotides. NCBI's taxonomy places the organism in Eukaryota, Metazoa, Chordata, Mammalia, Rodentia, Sciuridae. The record is from RefSeq and is a predicted model, not a curated record.